Molecule: messenger RNA, 3398 nt
Organism: Polyodon spathula (Mississippi paddlefish)
Lineage: Eukaryota; Metazoa; Chordata; Actinopteri; Acipenseriformes; Polyodontidae
Product: inosine-5'-monophosphate dehydrogenase 1a-like
Exons: 16
Coding region: 86-1708 (540 amino acids)
Biological process (GO): GTP biosynthetic process
Cellular component (GO): cytoplasm
Molecular function (GO): IMP dehydrogenase activity
Source: RefSeq, a predicted model, not a curated record
UAUAGUGUAACAAGCUGCAAACGAGUGCUGAAGCAACUGGGUAGCAGUCUGUGUGUCACUGGAACUGGGUUUGAUAGGGACUAGCAUGGCAGAUUACCUGAUCAGUGGAGGCACAGGGUAUGUUCCUGAGGAUGGCCUCACAGCACAGCAGCUCUUUGCUGUUGGGGAUGGCCUCACCUACAACAGAUCAGCUCAUCAGUGUGAUGCUGAUGGACUCACAGCAGAAGAGCUAUGCUUAAAGGGAGAUGGAUUGACUUAUGAUGAUUUCCUGAUACUCCCUGGGUUCAUUGACUUCACUGCUGAUGAAGUGGAUUUGACCUCUGCUCUUACCAGGAAAAUCACCCUGAAAACACCCCUGAUCUCCUCUCCAAUGGACACUGUCACAGAGUCCAGCAUGGCUAUUGCUAUGGCACUUAUGGGAGGUAUUGGGAUCAUCCAUCACAAUUGCACACCAGAGUUCCAGGCCAAUGAAGUUCGUAAAGUUAAGAAAUUUGAGCAAGGGUUCAUUACAGACCCUGUGGUGAUGAGUCCUCGCCACACUGUGGGGGAUGUCUUCGAAGCUAAAAACCGUCAUGGAUUCUCUGGAAUUCCAAUCACUGAGACUGGGAAAAUGGGGAGCAAUUUGGUGGGGAUUGUCACAUCCAGGGAUAUUGACUUUCAGACUGAGAAGGAGUAUGAUACACCCCUAAGUAAGGUGAUGACAAAGCGAGAAGAUUUGGUUGUUGCUCCUGCAGGUGUCACUCUGAAAGAAGCAAAUGACAUUUUACAGCGCAGCAAGAAAGGAAAGCUGCCCAUUGUGAAUGACAGUGACCAACUGGUUGCAAUCAUUGCUCGGACAGACCUGAAGAAGAACCGUGACUACCCUCUGGCAUCCAAGGACUCCCGUAAACAGCUGCUGUGUGGUGCAGCCAUAGGGACCAGGGAGGAUGACAAAUACAGGCUGGACCUGCUGCUGCAGGCGGGAGUGGAUGUUGUGGUUCUGGACUCAUCGCAGGGCAAUUCAGUUUAUCAGAUUAACAUGAUUCAUUACAUCAAACAAAAAUACCCUGAACUUCAGGUCGUCGGAGGGAAUGUGGUAACUGCAGCACAGGCUAAAAAUCUAAUAGAUGCAGGUGUGGAUGCUCUCAGAGUUGGAAUGGGGUGUGGCUCCAUUUGCAUCACUCAGGAAGUUAUGGCUUGUGGCCGACCCCAAGGUACAGCAGUGUAUAAAGUAGCCGAGUAUGCCCGUCGUUUUGGGGUCCCUGUGGUUGCAGAUGGUGGUAUUCAGACCGUGGGACAUGUAGCGAAGGCUCUUGCACUUGGAGCUUCUACAGUGAUGAUGGGAUCACUACUGGCAGCUACCACAGAGGCACCAGGAGAGUACUUCUUCUCUGAUGGUGUGAGACUAAAGAAAUAUCGUGGGAUGGGUUCCCUUGAUGCAAUGGAGAAAAACAGUAGCAGCCAGAAACGAUAUUUCAGUGAGGGGGACAAAGUGAAAGUUGCUCAGGGAGUGUCUGGGUCCGUCCAGGACAAGGGGUCCAUUCACAAGUUUGUCCCAUACCUGAUCGCUGGAAUCCAGCAUGGCUGUCAGGACAUUGGGGCUAAGAGCCUGUCUAUUCUACGUUCCAUGAUGUAUUCAGGAGAGCUGAAAUUUGAGAAGAGAACCAUGUCUGCUCAAGUAGAGGGAGGAAUCCACGGGCUCCAUUCUUACGAGAAACGGCUAUACUGAUGGAGGGGGCAGAACUCAACUACGAAUGGCUCCUGACGUCCCAUCUCCUUUGGCAAACAAGCAAAAUGGUCACAUCUGAAAUCACCCUUCCUGCGCGCUUGGAUGCGGAGCUGAUAGUUCACGAAUUCAUGAUGAUAACAAUUUUGCACUGUCAAUGAAGUAUUGUCGGUUUAACUACCAUGAGUACAUUGACCUAACCUUAAACAAAAAAAUAAUAAAAUAAACAGAACAGCUAUGGAAGGGACCUUGCUUGCAAAGCUAGCAGUUUAAGCAUGCUUAAGAAGCUGAGAGGUCUUUGUAUAUAGAGCAGAGAUGAUCCCUUUCCAGUGCUUUUUUCAGAGAAAUGUCACAGAGCAUUCUAGUUCAGGGUAAUGUGUGAAAAAAGCAAUGUUGUCUUGCUACCUUGUUUUGUGGCAAAUAUGGUUUUGUCAUUUUUUUUAGGUUAUUACAAGUAAUUGUUUAUAAAUCAAGCACUGUUUUUGUGUGUUUUUGUUUUGUUGUUUUUUUUUUUAUAUACAAUAACACAGGUCCCCAGCAUAAUUGCAUGCCCCAAAGCUCACAAAAGUUGCCAGUGCAGUGUCAGACAAUCUUGUUACAGCUUCAGGGUUGUGUGCAAUAGCUUCAGGGUUGUGGCUGCUACUGUAGAGCAAGCAGUAAUUACUGUGGUCUGAAAUCUGUAAAGUAAACAGAAUUAAUAACUAUACUCUUGGAAAUAGAAAACGUGAUGAGACAUUCCAAAUACUUGGGCAGAUGUAGUCUUAUAAGAAUGCCUAAGAUAUUCCAUAGCACAAUUUUGGUCAUGUCCAAGUGCAGUUUUCAAAAAUAAGAUGAUGGUCAGUGAGUGCACCCUUCACCAAAACCUUGGGUUGGCCUGUUGAGAGGUACGAGAAUGUAUUACAGCUUAAGGUUGCCUGUAGUUCACCUGCAGAGUCUUUAUUGGGUUACACUGUUAGCAAUUCCAGUUUCUCUCCACGUGGAUCUGGAGGGCAGACUACGAAAUGCCAGUUCCCUUAGCAAUCUUUCUGACCAACAAUUUAGUUUUUUUUUUUUUUUUUUUUUUUUGCCUUGCAGAACAUUAGCCAGCCUGCCAGAUGUGUAGAAUGAGGGAACUCCAACUACACACUGUAAUUUUUAUAACCUCCCAAUCAUAAGACAUCUUGAAUUAACCUGUUUGCCACUUAGUUUGUAGUUUUAUAAAGCAGCCUUAUAUUGGGAAUAGAGCCUUAUGAAGGUAAAGUGUGUUUUUAAACUGAAGAGAAAUGUUGUCUAGACUCUAAAUGUUACUGAAGAUAGCAAUAGAUUAUUUGAAACGAACGGUUGUAUUUUUUUUUUUUUUUUCACGGCAGUCAUCCUGUGUGUAUUUGUGUACGGAUCAUGAGUGCUACCAUGCAGUGAACACAACUCUCAAAUAAAUGUACAACGUCUUGUAUUACAAACAUGGUUAACACGGCUUUAUUGUUUAUUUUAACCAGGAAAAUACCUAGAGCAUUCCUUUAAGAACCUUUCAGAUAUCACUUGUUUUUUUUUUCUUUGUAGCAAGUCAUAUUUCUAACUGUUUAAUUUUAACCAGGAAUGACCAACCUCUGAUAUUCUGCUAGUGCAAAUCGUUCAUUUUUGACAAAUAUAAAAACACCACCACAAUCUAAAUGUGGUAUUGUGUUAUGUUGAAUAAAAGUACACAUUUAAAAUA